AUGGCAACAUCAUUAAGUAUCUACGAAACGGUCGGUCUGGUGCUAGCUGCUCUCGCGCUAGGUCGACUAGCCCAGCACCUCCAUCUCGCCUACUUUGGACCGCUAUCCCAUAUCCCCGCCUACAGCUUCUGUGCGCUCCACUUUAGCGGACUUUGGAGAGCGUACCAGUAUCGUUAUGGGAAAGGCAUCGCCUACGCCCUUUUGGAAGCGCAUCAGCAAAGAGAGCAGACCUUUUUGAGGUAUGGACUCGACCUGGUAUCCGUGUCGGACCCCGACGCGUACGAAGAAAUCUACGGAGGUCAUUCGACGACCUUUGUCAAGAGUGAGUCGUCCGUGCGCCCCAGGCGUAGACUUUCCACGCUCUGAUCCGCGCGCCCUCGCUAGCUUCCUUCUACAACACUUUUGCUUCGCCUGGCGCAAAGGAAGCCCACUCUUCCUUUGCGACGCAAAAUGUAGCAGAGAAUAGAGAACGACGCAAAAGACUGUCUCCCUUGUUCAAUCGCAACUCGAUCGAGUCCUUUGCACCGUUGAUCAAAUCCAAGCUGUCUGCCGCCUUCAAAAGCACCCUCACGGCCCAGGUGAAUGGUGUGCAAAAGAAAGCAGGAGAAGGCGCUGCGAGCAUUCCGAGAAUGUAUCACGCCAUCGCCUUGGAUGUCAUUUCCGCUCUAGCAUUUGGCAAGUCGACCGACGUCACGGCCACCAAGGAUUUCUCACACGACUACCUGACCGCAUUCGCCAACAACGAGGUCGUCAUGCUCAAGUCGUGCAUUCCAAACAUUACCGCGGCUCUUUUUGCAUUUGCUGGAAAUGCAAAGCUCUUUGCCGCCUUGUCGAAACUCGCACAAAUCGCAACGCAGAUGCUCGGCGAUUACGAAGCUGGAAAGACGGAUCCAGAUCUCGGAUAUCCCAUCUUGUUUGACAACAUGUAUGGCAAGGACGAAAAGCAUCACGCGCCCGCUCCGAAACAUGUCACGCUUGCGGAAGCUAGGACAUUCUUGGCGGCUGGACACGAUACUGUGAGUGCGCCCGCGCGAUCCUUGCGCACGUUUGACCACCACGCUUACCGGCCUCGGAGUUGCAGGUGGGAAAUACCACGAGUGCGGCGAUUUGGUCGCUGUUCAAGCCCACUGCAGAAGGUCAAAAGUCGCAGGUGCUCCGGGAUCUUCAAGCCGAGCUUGACGCAGCUUUCCCAGACGCCGACGACGUGUGGCAAGCCGAGCUGCACGAUCUCGAACAACUGCCGUUUCUGAAUGCUACGGCGAAAGAAGCAUUGCGAUGGUCUCAAGCCGUGCCUGGUAUCCUGCCUCGCAUCGUCCCUGCUGCAGGUUAUAAGCGCGGCAAAGUGUACCUACCACCGGGCACUUCUGUAGGAAUGUCUACGCUAUACGUUCACUUUAACCCCACCAUCUUUGAAUCGCCAGAUACUUUUGAUCCCUCGCGCUGGUUCCUGCCAGGCACCAAGGACCUCAAUCACCAUCUGGAGCACUACCUCGUCGCCUUUUCCAAGGGUUCGCGAAGAUGUCUAGGCUUGCCGCUGGCCAACGCCGAGAUACUCUUCUUCAUCGCCCUCACCGCUCGACUGUACGACGUGGACAUUGUGGGCCAUAGAGCCAACGAUUUGGCCAGAUUCAAAGAGGGAGGACAGGUGGACAUUCAGCACGCUCAGACGCCGCACUACUCUCAUCCGGAUCAUUUGGACCGCAGAGACUUUUUCGUAGCCAAGUGGAAGCACACUGUCGAUCUCAAGCUCGUCCCUAGAAUGUAG
Messenger RNA from Ceraceosorus bombacis, 1765 nucleotides. NCBI's taxonomy places the organism in Eukaryota, Fungi, Basidiomycota, Exobasidiomycetes, Ceraceosorales, Ceraceosoraceae. The record is from the annotation of a GenBank genome assembly.